This is a messenger RNA of Staurois parvus, 356 nucleotides long. Lineage: Eukaryota; Metazoa; Chordata; Amphibia; Anura; Ranidae. The record is from the annotation of a GenBank genome assembly.
CUAGGGUGACAGUAUGUUAAAAAAAAAAAGUACAUCAAUAAUAUUAUAAAAAAAAUAAAAAUGUAAAUUUUUGGCCAAGAUUUGUGAAGAAAGAUUAUUUUAUUGCAAAAUUUUAUAAGAAAAACACUUUUUUCAACAUUUUUGGACAUUUUCAUUUAUAAAGCAAAAAAAAAAAAAUCCCAAUGGUGAAUAAAUACCACCAAAAUAAAGUUUUAUCCUUCUUAAAAAUAAUGCUAAAAAAAUUCAUAUGGGUACAGUGUUGGCAUGACCGCGUAAUUGUCAUUCAAAGUGUGAUAGCGCUGAAAGCUGAAAAUUGGCCUGGACAGGAAGGGGGUGAAAGUGUCCGGACUGGAAGU